AUGCCGGUCUUUCCUUCAAGAGAUGAUCUGACAAAGACAGAAACCGCCGAUCAGCCGAAUGAAGGUAAUAUAAAUUUUUCAGUUCAACUUAUUACACAAUACUAAUCCGUUAGAUCCAGCCCUAUGUAACUUAUUUUUAACAAGGAAAGACCGUUUUGUGACGGUGAAAAUACAGUUUUUCUUCCUUCCCGUUUCCGGUCUUCAUUUGCUCCAGAUGAUGCACCGUAUAUGAAAAAAAAUUACCUGCAAUCGAAUGAUGAUGAUGCUACCAAAAUGUAUCAUAGCGGUUUUGCGAUUUUAUGAGAAGUAGGCGAUGAAGAUUUAUAAAACUUUAUUUCGGAAAGUAUUAAUCAACUUUGUUACUUUUCAACAAAAAAAUAGAUAUUUUAUACGUAAAACAUUUUUUCAUUCUUGAAACAACAUUUCUAUUAAAAUAGAUCAGUGCGUAGAAUUCCUCGAAGUCCGUUCAAUAAAAAGAGAAGUUGCAGAAGACGAUGGUUCGCAAAAAAGCGAUGAUGAAGUGGGAAUUUAUCCACGAGAACGCCCUCCAGGUAUUUUUUUUUCAAACUACGAGGAACAAAUGUUUUUCCAGGCUAUCCUAUCGAAAAAUGGGAGAGUAGUUUGAAAGAGUUCCUGGACCUCCUUCCUGCGGUCGAUGGUUUCUCUAUUUUUUUUCGUGAAGUCGAUCUAAAGAAAUCUAUCUUUGGACUAAAAUCUCAAAACUUUGAAAAUCUAUUCUGAUUUUUAGAAUUCCCUAUCUUUUGUUUUAGCAUGUUGAACACUGUAUAAAAACUUCUAGGUUGAUUGAAUUCAGGGAAACGAAAAUAAAAAGUUUUUUUAGAGACCAAGUUUCUUAAAAAAAUAAUAUUUUUUUAUUCACCUUAGGUCUUUCCAGAUCCUUAUCCUUAUCGUUCCCGAUCUACAUCGCCGCCGAGAAAUCGGAAACAAAACAUGGGUAACUCAUAAUUUUUUUUCUGCGAAAACAUUUUUUCAGAUCACAUCAACAACGAUCCUGAUAAUUUUCUCUCGAAUCAGAAAGGCCGGCUUAGAAGUGCAUAUUUUUUUAUUUUUUAAAGUAGAAAAGUUUCUCUCUCACUAAGAAUCUUUUUGAGACAGCUUUUUUAAAAAACGCGAGAUCAACUAAUAAGUAGCAGGAUGACUGAAAUUCUUCUCGUUUCCACAAACAAACCGAACGAAAUUGAGGAAUGAAAGUUUUUUUUACAGUUCGGCGGGUCUAGCGAAAAGUUUAAAGAACUUUCAUCGAAGUUUUGGCUGCGAUGGAACUUUUAUUGUUACUCAGUCAGACUAAAACUAGAUUCCAAUUAGAAAAUUCAUGUCAAGAUUAUGAUUUUCAGGAUGUGUCAGCGAGUCUGAGGUCUACUCGAUAACAAGCGAUCGACCUGGCCGUACUCGAGGUGACAUACGGCUUUCCACAGAAUGAUAACCUUCAGAAAAAACUGAAGUCAUGUCUGCCUGUUCGGCCGCCGUCGUUUUGAUGAACAAAGGUAAGCUACUGAAGCAACUUUUAUCAAAUCGUUUGCUACUUGAAACACCGUGAUGGGGUUACUAACAAUGUACCACCGUCGAUAGUUAAUUUUUUUCCCUAAUAGAUGGAAUAUAAAUUCAUAUGAAAAAGAAUGGCAGACGUAAACUAGAAACGUGGUCAAAUUUAUUUGAACAGCUCUAAAGUUGAACGUAACAGCUUCAAGUUCAUCUCAGUAAUACAUAACAUGUACGUUAUAUUACAACUCUUCAGAGCUUAAUCAAACAAACACUAAAAACGUUGCCAAUCAGUAUUCAGUUUACACAUUUUAGUUCUUGAUCGCCUUUAUACUAAAAAAAAUGAGAUAAAUUGAGAUCUAUUUUCUUUCGUCAUUCUCACAAUAUAAUAUCAGUCUACUAUGGUUCCCGAAUAUAAUCGAACCCCUUUUUUACAAUAUGUUUCCUCUUCAAAAUUGGAAAGAGACGUUCGAAUAAAAAUUCCGCUCCACGGAGUAUCAGAAUUCAGACGAAACCAUGUGAAAUCUCAAACAUCUGCAAUUUUUUUUUGAUGAAGGAUAUUUUUCAGAGUUCAUUGUCCUCAAAGUAGAAGAAGAACUUGCGGAGCCUCUCGAAGAUCUCACUUUUUCCAGCGAAAGUAUGAUUAAUUUCAUAAAAACUUCAAGUAUUUUCUUUCAGGUGUCCUAAACGAAGAGGAUACCCAAUCCGAACGCAUGCGGAAAGGUUCUGCAAUUUUUUAUUGAACUAACUGAAUGUUCCAGAAAAUUCACUUGAACAUUAUAGUUUGAUUUCUCAUUGAUCGGUUUUUUUCAGCUCAAGUGAUCUCUCAGCACUUACUCCCGGUCGGACCGCCAUUUCGGAUAGAUGGAGCCCUACACUCUCCUUGUCAUUAUCUGUCUGUUAACCAGAAUCUCCUCCGAUUAGCGAUUGUUGAAGUGACUUGUAGAAGUAGUUAACUUUUCAUCCAAAAUGUUUUGAACCGUUUUUUAGUAAUCCAAGAACUCAAACUCCGACAGGACAAAAUCAAACUUCUAACUUCUUUCAUCAAGUUUUUGCAAGGUUCUUUAAUGAAAAUUUUUUCAGCCGAAGAUUGUUGAUUUAGAAGAGCCGAAUGCAAUGUACGUGUGGUCACAACACUCGGCGGUGAUUAUUGAUUAUCAAAUCAAUCGUCAGUUUUCUUUCAACUUUCCAGAAAAAUAUUUUUCAAAUUAGUUUUCAGCUCCUAACAGUUUUUUUUCCACACAAUGAGCGUUACUUUAUAGUUUUUAAAAUUCUUCGGAUUUUUGUUUUUGAAAAGUUGAAAAGACCCGAGCUAAGCCGUCAGAAAAUAAUGCAAUCAAGAGAAUCUUUGCAGUGAACUCAGUGGAAAAAUUCGUAAUAACACACUCCGUCCCUUUUUUGAAACUAUCACGAAGAUAGGAAAUAGAGAAACUUAUUUUACCAUUUUGAUAUGAUUUGAUUUCCAGAUGCACGAACUGAUUUUGAAAUCGAACAACUUUUGAACCAUGCAAUUCCUCGUCACGCUGAGCUCAUCGCAAGAAAGUCGAUAGACGAAGAAGAAAGUUCGGAAUCCCAAUAA
Molecule: messenger RNA, 3079 nt
Organism: Caenorhabditis auriculariae
Lineage: Eukaryota; Metazoa; Nematoda; Chromadorea; Rhabditida; Rhabditidae
Source: the annotation of a GenBank genome assembly